AUGAGACUCACUUUGACAAUCGUUGCCGCCAUCCUGUUCUCGACAUCAAACGCAGCAUCACUGGUUGGAGCGGCAGCAUCGAGUUCAGCGCCCUUCUCACCCUCCUCCGACCCGGGCAUCUUCCCAGGCGACAGUGAUAAUCCCCUCGAUGGCUGGAGGUCACUGCCCGAAAUCGCUGGCGCGCGGAUUGACAACUCGACGCUUAUCGUCGGCCAAGGGUCAGCGACGCUGUUGCACUACAUCGAUGCAGACUAUGAUCCGAAGAAGAUCAAGCGAGCUGUCAUCCAGAUCCACGGCGAGAACCGCGAUUCGUGGAAUCAGUGGAUCUACUCGGAUCUAUCUGCAAAACGUGCGGCGACGGGCGGGAGUUUCAACCGUGACGAAGUGGUCGUAAUGGCGCCCAUGUUCUUCAAUACUAGGGACCAAGGUGCAUACCCAUACGAUUCCAACCUCGAUUUGGCCAAUUCCGGUGCGACGAGUACGCAGGACACAGCAGCGACUCCGACGGCACGCAGACGCUCGUGGGCCUACGCAACCGAUGCAGCCUCAGCGUCCGGGUUCGAGCGUCGUGCAAACGUGGUCGAACGCGGACACUUCCGUAUCCCUUUGCAGAAGGUCAGCACAACCGAGGUCAUGAUCUGGAAGUCCGUUGAAUGGGGGGAUGGCAGCCCAGCCUACGAGCCGGUCAACGCAGCGGGCGCUGGAAGCUUCGACGCCCUCGACGCAGCUGUCAACUUCUUCCUCGACAAGUCGCGCUUCCCUCAUCUGCGCAACGUCGUCGUCGCAGGCUUCUCCCUCGGUGCACAAUUGACCAACCGCUAUGCAACUUUCCGCAACGAAACAUCUCAAGAUAACCGCAUCAUCUUCUGGAUCUCCUCUCCCAACGCCUUUGUAUACCUCGACGAUUCUCGCCCCGCAAAAAUCGGCGCAUCGUGUGCCAAAACGUAUACGUACUACAAGUAUGGCCUCAAUGGCACCCUGCCGCAGUACUACCUCCAGUCAAGCCAGCAGCUGUCCCCCUCGCAGCUCAUCAGUAGAUACCUCAGCCGCACGGUGUACUACCUUGUCGGGAUGAAGGACACCGGUGCCGGUCUGGACAGCUGCUCGCCCAACGCCCAGGGAUCGGGACAUCUGGACAAGAUGUACUACUGGACGCAGCAAGUCGUGCCCCUGCUUCCUGGCAGCACGGGCAAAGAGGGCAAGCUGCCGCCCAACAACCUGGUCCGAUUCGUCGACGAUACAGGACACCAGGAUUGGAAGGUCAUCACCUCGGAUCCUGGUGUCGAGACGCUGUGGUUGAAGAAGUGGUACGCGAACGGUACCGAUGCCAAUGCGCCGCAGAGCAAUGGCGUCGUGGCCGCAAAGACGCCAUCCGCAAAGUCGAUCCGUAAGAAUGAAAAUGCCGCUGUACGAGGAAGCGCAGACAAGGCGGCCGUGUACGGGACCGUGACUGCGGCGCUGGUCGCCUCGUUGGCUGGGUCGCUGCUGUGA
Molecule: messenger RNA, 1491 nt
Organism: Sporisorium graminicola
Lineage: Eukaryota; Fungi; Basidiomycota; Ustilaginomycetes; Ustilaginales; Ustilaginaceae
Exons: 1
Coding region: 1-1491 (496 amino acids)
Source: RefSeq, a predicted model, not a curated record